Molecule: messenger RNA, 863 nt
Organism: Zingiber officinale
Lineage: Eukaryota; Viridiplantae; Streptophyta; Magnoliopsida; Zingiberales; Zingiberaceae
Product: histone H2B-like
Exons: 1
Coding region: 68-538 (156 amino acids)
Biological process (GO): nucleosome assembly
Cellular component (GO): nucleosome
Molecular function (GO): DNA binding; structural constituent of chromatin; protein heterodimerization activity
Source: RefSeq, a predicted model, not a curated record
AUCUUAAUCUCAAUCUCCUCCCCGCGUUUCCGGUUCUUGUAGCUCUUACCCUCGAUCGCGAUCUCCCAUGGCUCCCAAGGCCGAGAAGAAGCCCGCGGAGAAGAAGCCCGCUUCCUCCGACAAGCCGGCGGAGGAAAAGGAGAAGAAGACCGCGGCCGAGAAGGCCCCGGCGGAGAAGAAGCCCAAGGCCGGAAAGCGUCUCCCUUCCAAGGACGGUGCCGCUGCCGCAGGCGACAAGAAAAAGAAGAAGGCCAAGAAGGGUACUGAGACCUACAAGAUUUACAUAUUCAAGGUGCUCAAGCAGGUGCACCCAGAUAUUGGCAUCUCCAGCAAAGCCAUGUCGAUUAUGAACUCGUUCAUCAACGAUAUCUUCGAGAAGCUCGCGCAGGAGGCCUCGCGCCUUGCCCGCUACAACAAGAAGCCCACCAUCACGUCCCGUGAGAUCCAGACCUCCGUCCGUCUCGUCCUCCCCGGUGAGCUCGCCAAGCAUGCGGUCUCCGAGGGCACCAAGGCCGUGACCAAGUUUACCAGCUCUUAAAUCCAUUGUAUUUUGGUUGGGUCUCCCUUGGAUCUUUGGAAGAUCUGAGACUCUAGGGUUUUUUCUUAUUUUCUAAUCGUGCUUUGCCUUUUUUUUGUUUUUUUGGUUCUUGAUGGUAGAUGAAUGCUCAUGUAAUAUAGUAACUCUGACUCGAGAAACUAUGGAUGAUGGGUCUUUCAAUUAGCAGUGUUUGAAGGUUAAUAUGUUGACAUAUGGUGUAGGGUUGUGCGGGAAGGAGUUGUUUUCUGUAUUAAAUGCUUCUCUUAGGAUUUCAGAAAUGUGUUCUUGAUCAUCUUUGAGUAAUUUGGUGAUUUCAUUGUGAUCA